Molecule: messenger RNA, 1615 nt
Organism: Neodiprion fabricii
Lineage: Eukaryota; Metazoa; Arthropoda; Insecta; Hymenoptera; Diprionidae
Product: transmembrane reductase CYB561D2-like
Exons: 3
Coding region: 189-851 (220 amino acids)
Molecular function (GO): transmembrane monodehydroascorbate reductase activity
Source: RefSeq, a predicted model, not a curated record
AAAUACGUGAUUCACGAGGAUCACUUUUUGAGCAAACGUUCGAAAGUUCGUUUGACAGACAGUCGUUUAACUUUUUCACUAUAUUUCGUUCGUUUUUUGACACACGCCUCCGCGAGAUUAUCCGGAAUUCCGAUAAUUUAACACCAAAGUCCUGUGUGGGAUGCACGUUGCAGCCCAAACGCUGAACCAUGACCGCUGAAAAAGGUUGCAUAAACUGGCUAGCGAUCGGCUUUUCCUGCAUCGUUCACCUUCUCUUCCUGAUACCAGCUGUCUACAUCGUUGUCCUCUGUGCCCAGCUCGAUUAUUCACUCUUCAUUUGGCAUCCCGCAUGUUUCACGGUUGGGUGCUGUUUCCUGAUGACCGAGGCUGUCCUCGGGGUUUCCGGAGAGGCCGUACUCGUCAAGUUGAUGUCAAGACCAGGUCGCAUCAGGCUUCAUUGGGUCCUCCACAUCCUGGGUCUAGGGCUGCUGGCGGUUGGUCUUGGGACAGUCGUUGCCAACAAGAUGAACCACGGAUCCCACCACUUCAAAAGCGACCAUGCUCGCGUGGGCCUGGCGGGCCCCAUAUUGAGCGUUAUCGUAACCCUGAACGGUGUUCUGUGCCUGAACACAGAGGCCUGCUUCGGUAAGGUGAGCCUUGUGGCCCGGAAGGUGAUUCACAGUUGUUUGGGUAUUAUUACGAUGGCCCUGCUGUUGGCCGGGCAAAUAACCGGCGUCUAUAAAGGGUGGUGGCCGGGGACAGAGACUGGCAGAGAUUUAACCGUAGCCGCUUACAUCGCCGGCGGAGUUCUCCUCUGCGCCAAGCCCCUUUACACGACGUUAUUGAGGAUGCGGACAGCGAUAUGUUCUUGACUGCGGUCAUCGUAAUUCACACCUGUUUCAUCUACGUUCAAAUUAAUAAUACAAGAGAAUAUGAAUAAAAUAAAAAUUUUAUGCAAAAAUAUUGUUCUGAGUUUCGACCGUUUCGAAUUAAUAUUAACAUCGUUGAGCGAAAACCUGUACAGCACUUUGUGGCUGUUAUAUCGAGAUUCGAAGUAGUGACCACCGACCUGUUGGGCGUAAAUCGAUCUUGAAGAUUUGGAGAGGAUCCGAAAGUCCGUUGCGUGAAACGGCGGCACGGUUGCCCGUUGAAAAAAUCCAGAGAACAAUCCUCUUGUACUACAGAGCCUGAAUAUUUUAAACACAUAAUUAUAAAUUAUUGCACCUACAUUAAAGAUUCAUCGACCAUGUAUAUCAACACUUUAUUAACUUCACGAAUCAUUGAGGAUUAUAACGUAUACAUGUAAUAUAUAUUAUAUUAUAUGUUAUUCUUUUUCCAUAUAAUAUAGUACAUAUUUUUAUUAAUAUACAUAGAUAUACCUGUCUUUUCUUUGUAUAGUUCGUGUAAUAAAUACAGUGGUAGUGAUACAGUACAUUUUCCCUGUCUAAACUUGGUGGUUUCGUUUAUCAUUCUUUGCCUCUGCACCUCUAAUGGGAUUCGAUGGAACUCAUCAAAUGACUCAUAUACUCGUAUUGGCUGAAAUUAUCAUCGGAGCUCCUGCGGAAAAUUGUACAAAUUGAAAUGAAUGAAAGUAAUAAUUCAGGGAAAAAACUUGGAGAAAACUGCUUGGAUAAUU